GAAUCUCCUUAUUACAAGGAAUAACAAAGGAACAGAAUUCUAUUCAGGAAAAAUCCGUCAGUCAUGAAAUAUUCAAUGAAUUAAAGACAAGCAAUAUUUAUUUUGAAAUCUUAAGUAAACAAAUAUCGAUCGUUUUUGAUUUGCAAGAUUUAAAACCAACUGAAAAUUUACAUUUAGCAAUCCAAAAAGCCUUAAAAUCAAAUACACCAAUUAAAAAUUUAAAGCUUGUUUUUCAAGAGUUUGGGCAUUAUUUUCAUACAAAAUUAAUAUUUGGUAAUAAAUUGCAAAGGAUUAUUCUGAAAGAAAAUACUGAAUACUUAGAUCAUUCAAAGGAAUUUGAUGACAUUAUUGAAAUAGACCCUUUUCUUGAAAAAUGGAGAGAAUUGGUUCAACCAUUUGAUUCCUCUUAUAUGAUAGGGAUGGAUGGUUAUCCAAUCAAACUAAGUCAAAUUCGUAAAUGGUUUGAUAUAGUAUCAAAUCGAAUAUCUGAGUGGUCUAUUGUAAAGCGUGUUGUUGUACCAUUAUACACAAUUCUCAAUAUAAGUCAACAACGUGAAAUUGAAAAUCUUUUUAUAAAGGAGAAUUUUGUUUCAAUGUUCGAAAUGACACAAUUUUUGGAUUAUAAUUCUGGAUAUCAGCGAAUUGAAUAUGAUAGUCAAUUGGAAAGUGAUAAUUAUCAAUUAUUUGGUAAUGUGCUGACUCUUCAUAAAGAAAAGAUAGAAAAUGUACAUGUGAAGUUUAGCAUGAAAACCGAAUUUGGAUUUUCAGUUAGCUGGCAUGAUUUUCGACAAGAUUACGUUCAAGCAGAGUGCAAGCAGACCUUAUUUUCUUCGGUGGAUGUUAAUCGGUUGCCCGAAUGA
Ambispora gerdemannii is the source of this 860-nucleotide messenger RNA. Lineage: Eukaryota; Fungi; Glomeromycota; Glomeromycetes; Archaeosporales; Ambisporaceae. The record is from the annotation of a GenBank genome assembly.